Molecule: messenger RNA, 2036 nt
Organism: Trematomus bernacchii (emerald rockcod)
Lineage: Eukaryota; Metazoa; Chordata; Actinopteri; Perciformes; Nototheniidae
Gene: qtrt2
Product: queuine tRNA-ribosyltransferase accessory subunit 2
Exons: 8
Coding region: 236-1522 (428 amino acids)
Molecular function (GO): tRNA-guanosine(34) queuine transglycosylase activity
Source: RefSeq, a predicted model, not a curated record
UGUGAGUUUUGUAGGUAGACGAAUGAAAAUAGCUCUUAUAUUAAACGCUUAUACAAUUCAAGCCAGCACAACAGUGAUAAGUAGGGUUUCUUCUCGUCUCUUAAAGAGCGCUUAUCAUUUUAAAUAGACGAAAGGGUAAAUAAAGUAUCACGUGAUUAGUUAGGCUAGUUAGCUACGUGGCUAAUUCACGUGUGUUUUGGAGCAGCUGUUUUUAAACUCGUUGUGCUCCCGCUGUAUGGCUGGCUGCAGGAUGAAGCUGGAGCUGUCCCGUGUGGCGCUGGGCAAAGGUCGGCUGGGGGUCCUGAAGGGGCUCGGUAAGACAGGGCAGCUCUCUCUGGAGGUCCCGGGGUGUCUGCUGCACACACACCUGGGCACCGUGCCCCACCUCACACAGGACACCCUGAGCACCCUGAGCACCCUGCCCUCUGUCACCCAGAUCACCCUGUCCAAUAUAGCAGAGCACCAGGAAGUGUUGGAGGAGUUCAAGGAUGGAUUCAGGAAGUUUGCAGGUCUUCAUGAUACUGUGUUGUACUGCGCGCUCCACGACCCUGCGACCCCCUGCCCCACAGGUCACACUACUAACAAGACGGUGUCGGUGUGGGGCAGUGGUGGGCGGAUCGAGCUGACAGUGGCUAAGUUCAUGGCUCUGCAGAAGGCCGUGAAGCCAGACUGGUACCAGAGCAUGGCGGACGGAGAGACGUGGCAGAUCAACACCUCCCAUAAGAGGGUCCGAAAGUCCGUGGAUCGCUCCCUCGCCCACUUGGAUGAGUGUCUGCUGGUUCACCAAAAAUCCCAGGAGUUGGAGGGCGUGGAGGUGUUUGGGGUGGUGGAGGGUGGAGACAUCCUGGAGGAGAGGGUGCGCUCGGCGAAGGAGACGGCUAAGAGGCCUGUGUCCGGGUUCUGUCUGGACGGCCUGCAGACGGGCUCCAUGGACCAGGCUCUGAGGACCCAGCUCAUCAGCGCGGUGACCAAAGAGCUGCCUGAGGACAAACCCAGGCUGCUGCAGGGUGUAGGACGGCCCGACGAGGUGCUGGCGAGCGUGGAGGCCGGCGUGGAUCUGUUCGAGGGUUUCUUCCCCUUCGAGGUGACGGAGCGAGGCUGCGCUCUGAUCUUCAACUUCAACAUCUCCUCGAACCCGGAGCUCGCAGGUAGAGCGCCCCCCGCAGUGCUGGAGCCGGGUGAAGAUCAGGAAACAGCGGGCGACUCGCAACACAGCGGAGAUCUGAAUCCUGACGAUCAAACGCAGAUGACUUCCUUUGAGAUUAAUCUGAAAGACAAAAGGUACCAGGGCGACUUCCGGCCCCUGGUGGAGGGGUGUGGCUGCUACUGCUGCAGGAACCACCAGAGGGCGUACCUGCACCACCUGCUGGUGACCAAUGAGCUGCUGGCGGGGGUCCUGCUCAUGAUCCACAACACGGCCCACUAUCACGCCUUCUUCAGCGCCCUGAGAGACGCUCUGGCCGAGGAUACACUGGACCUCCUCAAGAGACGGGUACUCGGGCACACAGAGAGAAAGGACUGAGGCUAAUAAAUCAUAAUGAUAGGGAAGCCAUUGAUCCUGCUUUCCCUCUCAAGGAUCACUCCACUGGCUUGUCCAAUCAAAGCUUGCUGCUGAGUCCCUUCAUGUCUCACUGAAGUCAAAAAGCAAAAAGAGGGGGAUGAAAAUAAAUCAAGACAGCCGUGUGAUGUUUGUCCCGGGGGUGUGUGUCCCAGUUUCACACCAAGAGGUGCGUUGGGUAUUGAUCGAGGCAGAUAGCCAGGAGAUGAACUCGCUGAAGAUGGAGAAGAGCUAGAUAGGAGGUAUUUGCAUAAAGAGAGAAAUGUGUGGGUGGAUGGUUGUGGACGAUCGACUAUGACUGAAUAUCUGCGUGCCUUCUAGUCUGAUUACAGGUCAGCACAUGACUGUCAUCCUCUGGACUCAUUGACAUGGCAGCUUAGGAAUCCACUUGUGUGAUCAGUUAUUAACGGAGGGGGGGGAUAACCAAAAUAGAUCCAGCUUUCUCCUGUUAUUAAUAAAUGUGUAGAGACGUCCUUUA